UCAGACAACAAGUCAAAGCGACCGUCAAAUUGUUGUCAAAGUGAUUUGUUGCUGUUGUUUGACUUUAUGCCUUUUGCGUGCCGAAAUACACACAGAUAAUCGGGAAAUUCGCCGGUUUUCCGCCUAGGCAAGCGUUGGCAGAGUGAAAUUAAUGCUGUUUGAACAGUUUGACAUCCGUAUCAACUAGUGUCAUCAUUUGCAAAAGUCCAACUCAAUUGAUGUGAAGAUGGCCAAUAUAACAUGAGCAGCAGGGGGGAAGAGCCCCACAAUAGGGGCUCGUCGACCAAAUCAAGCAUUCAAGAAAAAGUAGGCACGUUGUUCUACAGCAUUGGGCUGCUAUGCAGCAGCUACCCCACUUCAGUGUUGGCGUUCGCCAUUGCCAUUAUCGUUGGUUGCUGCAUCCCCUUGGUGAACAUUCCUUUGCCAUUGACGUCGCCUAAACAGGAAUGGGUGUCGGACGGGAAUGUUACUGGCGCCCCUUUUUGCUACAUUCAGCAAGUGGUCUUAAAAGUCGCAGUUUUGCCUUGGGACGCCGAUUUGCGACUCGGAGAUGGAUUUAGAGCGCCUCUUUACGAGUCCUUCAAACUCCUGGAUAUCGUGCGAAACUACCAGGACAAGGACAGCUUCAAGACAUUGGGACAUGUGUGUUUGCACAUUGAAGCUGUUGCCAACAGCAAGACCGGCUCCAGCUUGCUGAUGCCCCAAUACAGCUGCCUCGUGCUGUCGCCAGCCAACUUUUGGCAGCAGGACAUCAACCAGUUCAGCCAGGACAGCGCGAUUCUUACCAACAUAUUCAGCCAUCAUCGAUACCACAAGGGCAAAGUGUCGACGGCCGAGGUUUUAUUCGGCAUGCCAUUGAGAGAUACCGGAAUCAAACGGUACCCUCUUCGUCACCGGCAGAGGAUCAUUCAGUUUGCUGUUACGCUCUUUUUUAAGGAUUUCGACCGAGGGUUUAUACAGGGGCUUCAAGAAAAGCUGAUUUCCGUUUACCCGCUUCAUCAGAAUGGCAGCAAGCUGACGGCCGCGCUAAACGACACCCUAAUCAUCCACUACCCUGAAGAGAUUGAUUACUUCGAACUAGCCCCUAUCGUGGCAGCUUUCCUGCUCCUGUUCCUCUACUACUAUUUCUAUGUGCGAAAAAUCGACGAAAUCAAGUCGAAAGCGGGUAUGUCUUUUGCGGCAACCAUCACCGUGUUGUGCAGCCUGCUGAUGACCAUGGGCGUGUGCUUCAUCUUCGGCCUGGCCGUCAACAACCAAAGAGGCAAGUGGAUAUUUCCCUAUCUGGCCAUACUGUUCGGGCUGGAGAACGUUCUGGUUUUGACUAAAAGUGUGCUGAUGACUCCGCUGCACUUGGACGCGAAAAUCCGACUAGCGCAAGGCCUGAGCAAAGAGGGCUGGAGCACGACGAAGAACCUCUUGAUCGAAAUAACGAUUUUCACCUUUGGACUGUUCACGUUCGUGCCGGUGAUUCAGGAGUUUUGCAUCUUCGCCCUUGUCAGUCUGGUUGCCGGGUUGUUCUUGCAGAUAUUGUUCUUUUCCACUGUGCUCGGCAUCGAUCUGCACAGAGCCAGCACGACGAUAGAGAAAACAAGCUUCAGAAACGCUCUAUAUCAACCGCUAGCCACUGGGGAAAGCGCCAGCUUUGUAACGAAGGGAAUGAGUCGCUCCAGGUCACAUCCCAGGCUGAGUUUUCCUGCCAAUGUGGUUGCUGCGCAAAAGCACAACGGCAACCAGGACAAGAAAAUCCCAAAACGGUUGAGGAUGGUGAAUAUUUGGGCGCGCACGCGACUCUUCCAACGCUCCUUUAUGGUGCUGAUGGUCGUGUGGAUCUGCAUGAUUAUUUACAACAGCGACAUCAUCAACAACUACUUCUUGAGCACGAGUGAAGAUCGCCACAAUCAGAGUGGGGUGCAGUUUCAGAAGAACUACCUCAACCUGAACUUUUUCCCCGAUAUCAACACGACGCGAACGUUGAAUUUCGUCACCUACAGCCCGUUAGAGAUGGAUGCGGCCGCCAGGCACAACCAAUCGUUUGAGGUCGACAGGCUGAAGCCGUCCGGGUAUUCGCCGUGGCUGAAGCUGUCCUCCAGCCAUUGGUCGGGCAUUUUGAGCAACUACAACCUGUCGCUGAGCGGACAGAGCGUGGUGAUUUUGCCCAGCAUCAAGUUGGCGCAUGUGAUCAGCCCCCAACAAGCCGUUUUGCUGAGGAAUCCAGACGAAAAGUACGGCAACAAGAUGCAAUGGCAGGCGCUUGCCAUGGCUUUGGAUCCCAUCGAUUUUAAUGGAGAUGACUUUCCAGCAAUAGACCAAAUAGAGCAGCCGCUCUAUCCAAGAUCCCCAAUGGAAAUCGCACUGUUGUCGAUUCUGAUCUUGAUCAGUGUCAUAGUGAUGACGUACGGCUUCGUCGUGCUCUAUAAGUGUAUUUGCUCAAGAAAUUACGCUGAAUGGCGCGCCUCUUGGUACCCGGAGAAGAACGAAGAUCUGGUUGAUGAACAGUUUAUGCUUGAAGCAGUUCCUGUGGUUCUAGACGGGCACAUUCAGGAAGUUGAAUGCAUAGCAACUGAUGGCGUUCAUCUAGCGAGCGUUUGCUUGGGCGGUCAGCUGAAAAUCUGGGAUAACAACACGGGGGAAAGCGUGGCAGUGAUCGACCGCAAAACCCAUUUUGGCCUGAACAACAACGAAGCCCCAAAGGGCUUCGAGCAGCCGGAUGAUCCAUCAGAUUGCGAAUCGAGCUGGCCGCCUAUCGACGCGGCGUUCUCUCCCUAUACGGGCAGGAUCAACACGAACUUUUCAAGCGUUCGGCUGCGUACUUUUCGAGAAGCAACCGACUGGAUGAGCGAUAUGUCCAAAAUUCUUCAUACGCCCUAUAGCCGCUCGAAUUCAGAAGACAGAUCGGGCGGCUCAAGUCGCAAAACGAGCGAUUCGACUGGGGGUAAACUGUCCUCUGUAUGGGCAAUGGAUUAUGUGGAUAACUUAAUUAUUAUUGGAUGCGCCGAUGGCAGGUUGGAGCUAUGGGAAGCGACUACUUGCAGACUGAAGUGUGUUUUCGAGGACGGCAACGAAUCAGGCAUCACCAACCUAAAACUGAUUGGAUCGCGUGUGAUUGCAGCCAGAUUGUGCGGUUCUUUGGACUUUUUGCAGCUGCAAACGUUCAAUCAGGGCAGGCCGGUGGACUGGAACUUCACCUGCGCCUAUAGGAGGACGCACAUCCGAACAGGCUCGAUGGGUUCCAUACCAGAGCGCCACGUACAAAAUCAAAGUGAUCCGGACGAAGAGUUGCGAUGCAUCAAAGUGCUGAGCGUCAAGGCGCAUCAGCAGCCAAUCACCUGCUUGGACUGCGAAGGCGGGCGCAUAGUGAGCGGCAGCCAAGACCACACCUUGAAAGUCUACAGAGUGGAGAAUGGGGAUCGCCUCUACACUCUGCAUGGACAUUGCGGGCCAAUCACGUGUCUGUUCAUUGACCGAGUGUGUCCCGCCACAUCGGGAAGCGGCUCCCAGGACGGAAUGCUGUGCGUUUGGGAUCUGUUGUCAGGUACUUGUAUGUACAGCAUUCAAGCCCACGAUGGCUGCAUCAGCUCGUUGACUUACUCGGCAAGUUACGUAAUCUCAUUAGGGAUAGAUGAGAGGCUCUGUGUGUGGGAGCGCUUUCAGGGCCAUCUGUUAAACACCAUCGUAAUUGGCCAGGUGUUCUCCAAUCACAUCUUAAUGUUGGCCCCCCACUUAGUGGUAACCGGGCGAAAUGGGGGGCUGGUGAUUUGGGAUGUGCGCAAUGGUGACUGUGUUCGGACUAUAACACUGGGCCGAGAGCCGUUCGUGUUCAUCAAACAGUUGAUUCUGUUGAGGGACGCUGUUUUGUGCGACUACGGCAAACAGUUGCGCAUUGUGCGAUUCCCACUAAUCACCCACAAGUUUGACUAGAAUGGACUGUCUUUCCGGGAACAUCGAACAAAACUGAGUGAUACGACGUAGCUAUUAAUUGAACGGUUUGUGAUAAAAUUGACGCUAUUUUCAGACAAAUCUAACUUAACAAUGCAACUUUGAAACUAUUUUACCUGAUGCUUUCAAGUGUUUUUGUCUUUUUAUAAGGUGUUUUAAUUUGUCAGGUCAACAGAGAUCGGUAGAAUUAAGCCCCAUUAAAUUAUUUUUCUUUAAUACCUUGCCCCUUUCCUUCACUUCACUUUGGUAUAUUUAGUGCGGUUUAGUCCUCUUUGAUAUUCUAAAAUUGUUGUUUGUUAAUGGAUAGGAAUCCAGACAUUGUGUUGAAUGCUUUUGCAAUGUUUGCAUUUUUUAGGAGAAAUAAAUUAUUUUCCAACUA
Dendroctonus ponderosae (mountain pine beetle) is the source of this 4315-nucleotide messenger RNA. RefSeq names its product sterol regulatory element-binding protein cleavage-activating protein (gene SCAP). The record is from RefSeq and is a predicted model, not a curated record. Lineage: Eukaryota; Metazoa; Arthropoda; Insecta; Coleoptera; Curculionidae. Gene Ontology annotation, molecular function: sterol binding; protein binding. Bases 241 to 3918 code for a protein of 1225 amino acids. The transcript has 11 exons. Gene Ontology annotation, biological process: SREBP signaling pathway. Gene Ontology annotation, cellular component: Golgi membrane; endoplasmic reticulum membrane.